This is a messenger RNA of Peromyscus maniculatus bairdii (prairie deer mouse), 4020 nucleotides long. It is a transcript of the gene Styx, whose product is annotated as serine/threonine/tyrosine interacting protein. Gene Ontology annotation, molecular function: F-box domain binding. The record is from RefSeq and is a predicted model, not a curated record. NCBI's taxonomy places the organism in Eukaryota, Metazoa, Chordata, Mammalia, Rodentia, Cricetidae. Gene Ontology annotation, biological process: regulation of ERK1 and ERK2 cascade; negative regulation of SCF-dependent proteasomal ubiquitin-dependent catabolic process; negative regulation of protein binding. Gene Ontology annotation, cellular component: nucleoplasm; cytoplasm.
GCGGCCGGGCGCACCGCCGUCCCUCGCGCCGCGCCCACCCGCCGGGGCCCUGGGACCAUGGAGGACGUGAAGCUGGAGUUCCCCUCGCUCCCACAGUGCAAAGACGACGCCGAGGAGUGGACUUAUCCUAUGAGACGAGAGAUGCAGGAAGUUUUGCCUGGAUUGUUCUUAGGCCCAUACUCUUCUGCUAUGAAAAGCAAGCUACCUAUAUUACAGAAACAUGGAAUAACUCAUAUAAUUUGCAUACGACAAAAUAUUGAAGCAAACUUUAUUAAACCAAACUUUCAACAGUUGUUUAGAUAUUUAGUUUUGGAUAUUGCAGAUAAUCCAGUUGAAAACAUAAUACGUUUUUUCCCUAUGACUAAAGAGUUUAUUGAUGGAAGCUUACAAAAUGGAGGAAAAGUUCUUGUCCAUGGGAAUGCAGGUAUCUCCAGAAGUGCUGCCUUCGUUAUUGCAUACAUCAUGGAGACGUUCGGGAUGAAGUACAGAGAUGCAUUUGCUUAUGUCCAAGAAAGGAGAUUUUGUAUUAAUCCUAAUGCUGGAUUUGUCCACCAACUCCAGGAAUACGAAGCCAUCUACUUAGCAAAAUUAACAAUACAGAUGAUGUCACCACUCCAGAUAGAAAGGUCCUUAUCUGUUCAUUCUGGUACCACAGGUAGUCUGAAGAGAACACAUGAAGAAGACGAUGAUUUUGGAAACAUGCAAGUGGCGGCAGCACAGAAUGGCUGAGCUCUGAGGACUGUUCCACGGAUGUGAAUUUCCAUUUGGACAGGAGAGAAUCCUAGUGAUAAUUGUAAAGUGGUAAAAACACAGAUAGUUUCUUUUCAAUUAUAUGUUGCUUCCAGACAUGUUUCUCUGCAACUUGUUGAGCAACACUUAAGAUGUUGGACUUCUACAGUAGAUGGCGCUGAUGGGUGAUGGGUUUACUUUACAAACAACACAAACAAAACAAAACAAAAAAACCACUUUACGGUUUUAUUGUAAACCAAGAAUUUUGAACGUGCAAAGAGGUAUUAUUGCAAUAAUGCACUUUUCAUACUUGAAAUUUAUUUGUAUGAUGUAAAGUUAUUACUUUAAGCAAACUGCAAGUUAGGGGGACUUGUUUAUAAAUUUUGGAUAAUUUAUAACAAAUUUCCUAAUGUUUCCUAAAAACUCAUUUUGUGUUAUAUAUAUAUUACAUUUAAAGUAAUUUUACAGUUCACUUUUCUGAUGGAGCCUCUUACAGAAACAUUAACAAAAUGUAGAACUUUCACAUUUUUUAAUAUAAUUCAGUAACUUAAUUACCAUUUUUUGAAAUUUCUUAGCCCUUUAUUUUUAAAUCAUGACUUUUGCCAACUACUUUACUAAUCCAGUGAAUACUUCCUUUCCAAUUGCCUUCCUUAUUCUAAACAAGAAAAAAAAGUUGUAAUGAUCAAAGAAAGAGGUCUUACUUCCAAAACCAGAUACUCAAAUAUAAGGGUAGUGUUCUAUUUCCAUCUCCAUUUUUUUCUUUUUGUUGUUUGUUUAAGCCAGAAGUUGACUCGGUCUUUUCAGAGUUGCCCAGCCCUUUUUACCUUUGUCCAAAAUGGUUCAAAGUCGACUCUUAAGAAACCAAACUAAUGUAGCACUGUUUCUUCAAUAUGAAACCCCCAAAAGAAAAAGUGCCUUGAAUCAACAAUUAAAUCCUCAUGACCUCUAAAUUAGUAUCUAGAGCAGUGAAAAGCUAUUCACAUUUUCUGUAAUCUGUUUUUAAACCAUAAAUUAAACUGAAUCUGUGAAGCUUGAAGAAAGUCGGUGAUUUGGAAGGAGACAUUUACUUCUUCGUUUCACGUUGUCUUGCUUCUGUGAGGCUGUUCAGCUGACAGCUUUGCCUAGAAGAUCCAUUGGAGAAAGCAGUUUGUGGAUGGCUUCAGGGUAUUGUAAAUUACUGUUUUGACUUGUUCUUACAUUUGUUCAAACUUACCCCAUAAUUUGCAUUAGCAAAGUAACUUGAUGGCUCUUUAGUUUUCCAUGUUUUUAUCUAUAUGUAUAAAAGUUGUUCUACAAAACCCAUUUUGCUAUUUUAAGUGUGAUGUGCAGAAGAGAGAAGUGUUUUUAACCUUUUGUAUCUGAUGACUUUAGGGUAGCACAAACACAGCUCCUUUAUAGUUGACAUUUCUCAGUCCUCUCUCGAGGUGCUUUCUUGUUGGGAAUGAGAGCUAUCCAUUUCCAGGGUACCAUGAGGCACUGUGCAGGCAGCCUGUCAGACUUAGUUAGUUACUGUAACAGUACGGAGAAGGCUCAGUCCUGCACAGUGGGAGCCUGACUAUAAACCAGAGUUACUGUUAACUAGAGUUACUUCCUCUUUGGAGUUUGCAUCCCAUCUCCUACCUUUCCCCCCUAAAACCAGCAUUGGGAUCCACUAUUCUGUUGUGUCACUGGUGUGCUGGGCUAGUAGAGUCAGGAUUACAUUCGGCGUUCAAAACUUCCUAUGUACACACCAUCAAUGGACAGGUCAACAGAAGAUCUCUCUUGCAGUCAACUCAUAACCUAUGACUCAUUGAACAGAAAUUGUGCUUAGAGUAAUCUCCAUAUAAAAUGACUUUUCAAGAUGAGACAUUUGAAAUAUUCUUAAUUUUCAUAAAAAUAUAUGCUCCUCUUUAGGAGUCUGGCCAAAAAUACAGAGUAGGCUAUUGAUAGUCAUUUGUAGCUGGUAAUCUUCCAUUUUUCUAACCAGUCAUUUUUAUGUUCUCACGUGAAGUGCCUAUCCAGCACGAUAUACUGGAAAUAGUCUCACACACUCGAGACUGCCAUCGGGUUGAGCACAGUUGAUGUGAACAGUGAGGUUCCUUCUUUCCUAAGAAGCCUGCAAGUUUCUUGUUUUCUUCCACUGUGUUUACUAAGUAGCUGUCUUAGGUUCCGUUUCCAGUGAUGUUUGAUAACAGCCAACUAUGAUAAACUUAACCAAUCACGUCUUAGUCUCUAGAACUGAAUAAUGAAUGUCCACCCAGUUUCAACACUAAAUAUGUAGUCUGGGUUCAGAAUUAAAAGUACAUUUUUAUCAAAACAUAGGGAACUUCAUUAUCCUCAUUUUGAAAGUUUUGAGAUAGAUACUGGAAACUUUGGAGUGGGGGUGGGUCUUCUCUUAGUUUGACUGGUUCCUGCUAAUUUCUUGUCUAGUAGAUGUUGACUUGUACCAACUGUGGUAGGAAUGUUCAAGUGUGAUAGCUUUGCUAUGAACUUUCAACCACUAGCAGAGCAGAAUAUUCAUUUGCAGGGGUAUGGGGUUGUGCUUAAUCUGAGUCUAGAAGUAAUGUCAGAAAAUGCUUAAGCAUGUCCUUUGUAAGAAAACAUAAGGUUCCUAAUUGUUUAAUUACUAUGGUAAUUCAAACUAAUUAGAAGUUUUUAAGUGCAAUCUUGAAUUAUGAAGUUGAGAUGUAUAUAUUAGGAUCUCAAUUUGAUGUAAAGUAAAUGAGCAGUUACCUGACGGAUUUUUUUUUUAAACUGGUUUAAUCCAUGAGUCUAAAGCAUAGCUUCACUUCAGUAUUUACAUUAUCUUUGUCCAUUCAACACCACUCCAAUAAGGAAAUGAUAGGAAAUAGCUGAGACUUACACAAGGAUUUUAUUUAUUUAUUUUUUAAUUAGGAAAAUAAGUUUCUAGAGUCUUGAGUGCUGGAUAUUCUUUGUCUUUCCCAUUCAUGGCAGCUAAAGAAAAAAAAAUCACUCAAAAUAUUCAGGUUUACAUGUUAAGCUUUCUCACAGGGAGCUGCCAUACCUCACAGUUCAAAGUGUUUUCUCAAUCAGUAACAUGAUACUGACAUGUAAUUGCAAUUUACUAUGCAGCAAAAAGUGAUUCAAGAAAAAUAACAUACAGUGUCUCUUUACCUCUGUAUAGGCAAUGGCUUACAUUACUCUGCUUUUAACAUUUGUACUCAGAUGAAAUGCUUCUGUAUGUAUAGGAAUGUCACAGAUGCAAGAUGCUGCUAGCCUGGGCACAAAGUAUUAAAAUUAUUUUGUGAAGACUGGUGGUUGUAUUAAAACUGUUGUGCCAUUGUACCUCAA